AUGGAUGCUCCCAAACGACCUGGACACCGAGCGAACGGACAGCGUUUGACUCGGAGACGGGUGCCUCUUUCAUGUGUAGCAUGCAGAGUGAGGAAGUUGAAAUGCAAUCGAGAGAAGCCGUGCCAGAACUGCAUUGUCAGAGGGGAGAGCAAUGCGGCUUCCUGCACGUAUGCGGAAAAAGCUGAGAAGAAGAAUACUGCCAAGUUGAAUCCCCGCUCAGACGCUGAGGACAUGCGCAAACGUCUCAAUCGACUUGAGUAUUCCAUCCUCUCCAUGAUGUCAAGUGACGAGAAAACAGCAAGUCGGGACAAGCACUCCAAAUUGCACGAUACAAAUGGCAACAGCAUGACUGAGAGUUUCAAUCAAGCUGGUGGCCAGCGCAUAUCAAUAGACACUCGGUCUACACACUGGGAUGCGAUUUUGAAUGACCUUGGAGCAAUGAAAGAUGCAUGGAGUGAAGAGAACGACAAGAUAAAGUUCUCAAGUGGCUCGCAAUCUCCCAUUACUAAGGAUCAUCGACCAAGCUUACUUUCUGGCUUGACGCAACCUCCAGACCGAUCAACAAUUGUCGCCUCACUUCCUUCCAGAGAGGAGGCUGACAAGCUUGUGACACGCUUCUUCCAGUCCUACAAUCCAGCCAUUCCUGCUAGAUCUGACCUUGUGCAGUAUAAUAAACACUGGACCAAUCCCUUAAAAACAAAAACUAUCUGGGUUGGAAUGCUAUUCUCCAUUCUUUGCAUUGCUAUGCAAUCGUACACUCGUAUCAACGAGGUGCCGCCGGAGUAUGAUGGAACGGCUCCUGCACUGAUACAGCUAUACCGUGUUCGAACUGCACAGUGUCUGACAAUCGCGGAUCUUACGAAACCAGUUGAUUUCAUGUGUGAGACGCUGUAUCUAUAUGCAACCAUCGAGUAUGCUGAUGAGAGAGAUGGCGACAUGGGCACUUAUUUGCUUUCGGGUACAAUGAUUCGCCUGGCUCUACAACAAGGUUACCAUCGUGACCCCUCUCAGUUUCCUAAUUUGUCCGUCUUCCAAGGCGAAAUGAGACGUCGGAUAUGGUCUGCAGUAAGCCAGCACGACCUUCUUUUCUCCAUCCAGAUCGGCCUUCCAAAAUGCAUCAGGUAUGCAGAAUGCGAUACUCAACCACCACGGAACCUUUAUGAAGAGGAAUUAUAUGAAGACAUGAAAGAGCUUCCACCAUCUCGACCUGUGAGCGAAGACACAGAAAUCUCGUACCAAGUCGUCAAACUGCAAAUCAUGCGCGCUUAUGGGUAUGCAUAUUCUCGAAUUUAUCCCCAUGUUUUGAAACUUGACUUGAAACUCAUGGAAGCAAGGGCAAAUAUUCCGCCACAUUUAGAGCUAAGAACGCUGGAGGAAAUGGCCAACGACCCACCAUCCCGAGUGAUGGAGAGAUAUAUAAUGCAGCUGUUUUAUAACAAAGCGAGCAAAGUAUUGCUUCGCAAUUCAAAUGUCUUGUUAGCUUUUUACUCCCAAGCUAAUCUUGAGAGCGAAUCUCAGCUCCUUGAUAUGCAAGCAUCCAUGCACCGCGCUGCCCGAACGGGAGGAAUUCUCCAGACAAUAAAAUGGUAUCAUUUUCCAAUCACGAAUCACGAUUUUUUGCUCGCUGCAAUGCUUAUUUGUCUGGAUCUUAUGAGCUUAAUAAAGAGAACUAGGGCCGAUAUCCCAGAGUGCAUCAUUCCAGAAUCUGCGAAACUCCAGGCCAUUCAAAGAUCUCGAGCUAUAUGGGCAGAGGUGAUCGAUCACUCUCGAGAUGCUCGCAGGGCGGUUAGCAUUCUCACAUCAGUCCUUAAUAAGCUGUCCCUCUAUAAGGAAGAACAGGAGAGGGCCGUGAAUGUCCCUGUGACGAAAGAUAGUUUGUCAGCCUCUGCCACAAACCCAAACGUCGACUCGCUGCGAUACAGCCCGUAUUUCACAGACCAGUUUGGGCUAGGAAUUCCACUCAUAGCUGAUUCGCCUUCUGGUGUUGACGUUAAUAUGGAAACUGAUUUCUUGGAUAACUUGGGGUCUGAUCUCACCAUACCAGGAGACUUCAAUUGGGUAAGUUGCCGUUCCUAUAUUCUGGCACUGUUUAUCUAA
Molecule: messenger RNA, 2097 nt
Organism: Hyaloscypha bicolor E
Lineage: Eukaryota; Fungi; Ascomycota; Leotiomycetes; Helotiales; Hyaloscyphaceae
Exons: 8
Coding region: 1-2097 (698 amino acids)
Biological process (GO): DNA-templated transcription; regulation of DNA-templated transcription
Cellular component (GO): nucleus
Molecular function (GO): DNA binding; DNA-binding transcription factor activity, RNA polymerase II-specific; zinc ion binding
Source: RefSeq, a predicted model, not a curated record